GAAAGAUAUAAAUUUCGGCAUAGGCAACAAGGCGAGGCCGAAAGUAUCGCGGAUUAUAUUGCAGUUUUAAAAAAGAUGUCGAAAACAUGUGAAUUUGGUACUGGAUUACAGGAAAGCUUACGCGAUCAGUUAGUUUGCGGAAUAAAAAGCGAGAUUAUACGUCAGCGCCUAUUUGCCGAGAAUAAGUUAGACUUCGCGAAGGCAUAUAACCUAGCAGUUAGCCUCGAAGCUGCUGAGAAAGAUGCGGCAAUGGUUGUGGGGAACGCGAAGGCGAGCGGUGAGACGAGCGCAGUAGAAUGCCAAGCGGUGUACAGCGGGCGCUCGCGGCGGCUCGCGGGCGCAGCUAGGGGACAGCGCGGGUGGCGCGCGGCGUCGCGCGGCAGGGCAGCCGCUGCGUCUAGUGGGCCGCGGUCACAGCAAGGGUGCCAAGCGUGUGGUGGUGCCCAUGAGGAGUCAGGAUGCAAUUUUAAGGCGUAUGUAUGCAGAGUGUGUAUGAGGCGGGGGCAUAUACGCCGGGUGUGUCCAAAUAUAACGCCGCAUAAUACAGUGGAUGUGACACAGUGCAACAAGCAAGCGGGACAGGACAGCGAUAGUGGUAGUGACGAGGUAAUUUUAAUUGACAUUAAUCAAGUUGAUAUCUCUGAAUGCAAGCCUAUAUAUAUCCCAAUCAUAAUUCAUAGUAAGGCAGUGAAAAUGGAGUGUGACACGGGAAGCGCAGUAUCUUGCGUCAGCGAGGACGUGUACAAUAGAUAUUUUGGAGGGUUACCUAUUAAGCAAUGUAGAUUAGCAUUAAGAUAUUAUACGGGCGAAAUUGUUAAGCCAAUCGGUGUUAUUACUCCGCAGGUAGAAUACAAGGGCACUAAAAAACUGUUAGAUUUAUAUAUUGUAAAAAAUGGGAAAUCGAUGCUAUUGGGAAGGCAAUGGAUAGCAGCCCUAGAUAUAAGCAUACAGAGUGUAACCGUACAGGAAGUACAUAACUUAAAUUCUUGCAACUUCGAUUUGAAUGUUUUCAGUUCCAGAUACUAUAAUGUAUUCGCGGAUGGUUUGGGACGAUUCACCGGCGAGCCGGAGCACAGGGUAAAAAUCGGCAAACACCACAUAAACUACAUAAAAGUGGGUCACGGACCCCACAGCUGCAUCCUCACUCCGGGAGGUCUCGGCACCAUAUGGACGAACUACAAGCCGCAAAUAGAAGGAUUCGACAGAAGCAAGUUCACGCUGGUGGUCUGGGACCCGCCGGGGUUCGGGAAGAGCUACCCUCCAGAGAGGGAGUUUACGUCGGACAGCUAUGGGAAUGACGCUGACACUGGCUACGAGCUUAUGAAGAUAUUAGGAAUUCCCAGGUUUUCAGUGCUGGGCUGGAGCGCCGGUGGCUCUGCCAGCCUGGUCCUCGCAGCCAAGCACCCUGAUGCUGUGAGGAAACUGGUGGUGUGGGGUGCGAACGCUUACAUUCUUCCCACUGAAAUAGCAGCCUACAGAAAAAUAGCAGAUGUUAACACUUGGGCAAAACAUCUGAGAGUUCCGAUGGUGGAAGUGUAUGGUAAAGAACGUUUUGCCCAGUAUUGGGCGCGAUGGGUUGACUGUAUGUCUGUAGCUUUGGAGGCUAAGAUGGACAUCUGUAGCGAGCAUUUGAAGAAUAUAAAAUGUCCAACAUUGGUACUGCAUGGAUGUAAAGACCCGCUUGUAGAUCCAGUACAUGCUCCGUAUUUAAUAGAGAAUAUAAAGAAAUCUGUAUUAUACAUAUAUACCGAUGGCAAACACGACAUACACAUCCGACACGCCGAGGAUUUUAACAAAAGAGUACAAGAUUUCUUAUUGGAACCUGCUAAAAAUGACAUCGAAUGCCACUAGCCGGAUUAUGUAAAGAUUGGACUUGAUUAAAAAAAAAACGACAUUUGUUUAUGUUGUUAACGA
Molecule: messenger RNA, 1914 nt
Organism: Pararge aegeria (speckled wood butterfly)
Lineage: Eukaryota; Metazoa; Arthropoda; Insecta; Lepidoptera; Nymphalidae
Product: valacyclovir hydrolase-like
Exons: 5
Coding region: 76-1851 (591 amino acids)
Source: RefSeq, a predicted model, not a curated record